This is a messenger RNA of Clonostachys solani, 381 nucleotides long. The record is from the annotation of a GenBank genome assembly. NCBI's taxonomy places the organism in Eukaryota, Fungi, Ascomycota, Sordariomycetes, Hypocreales, Bionectriaceae.
AUGUUCUCCCUUAAGACAGCACAGCAGGCCCUUCUUAAUGAUGGGUUUGUCGAUAUGGAGGAUACGACUGUGGGCGAUAUUGUUUUAGAGAUGGAGAGGAGGGACUUUCCUUACCUUACACUAUUUGGCCUAAAGUACUGUAAACGAUAUAUCCUUGGAGAUGAGCGCAUUCGAGACGUUAUUGAAUCCUUACUCGACGAGUGCAGCCUCGGACACUGGCUGCGAUAUCGUGCUUUGCCUGGCCAUAUCGAAUGCUUCAGGAGGGGCGGCAAAGAGGCUGGUCUACGGGUUCUUAUCGUUCAUCAAUUCUGCAAGGACGCUGAGGUUGAAAUCUGGCACGGUUCACAUUUGUAUGAUCUACCUAUAACGGAGGGCGUCUGA